This is a messenger RNA of Aspergillus mulundensis, 1089 nucleotides long. RefSeq lists its product as uncharacterized. The coding region runs from base 1 to 1089 and encodes 362 amino acids. The transcript is spliced from 3 exons. Lineage: Eukaryota; Fungi; Ascomycota; Eurotiomycetes; Eurotiales; Aspergillaceae. The record is from RefSeq and is a predicted model, not a curated record.
AUGUUGGCAGGAUCCGACGACUACAUCAUGACUGUUACCUUUCUCAUCUACACCACCCUCCUCAUCCUCAUCCGCGUCUCCGCCAAAUACGCAACCAACCUCUUCCCAGCCUCCGAACUCGAGUCCAUCCUCUCCGACCCUCACGACGUCGCAAACCGAGUCUACGGCUCGAAAAUCGUCAUCGGCCUCGAACAAUGCAUGCUACUGUCCACCUGGGGCGUCAAGACCUGCCUGGUGACCAUGUACUGGAAACUCACGCACCGGUUGCCCUGGCAUCUAUUCGUACAGAUCCUGGCAGGAUAUGUCGCUCUGGGCUUUGUGGUUAUCGAAAUCACUUACUUCGCCGUGUACUGCCGGCCAUUCUCGCAGUACUGGGCCGUUCCUGUCUCCAAUCCGCAGUGCGCCACCUACCAGCACUACAGCAUCACGCAGGCGGUCUUCAAUCUCUCCAGCGACGCCUUCAUGCUGAUCAUCCCGAUCCCAUUGCUCAAAGGAACGCAGAUGCCGAUGAAGAAGAAGGUCCUGCUGAUCAGCGUGCUGGGGCUGGGCGUGUUUGUGAUGGUCGCCGCAAUCCUGAACAAGUACUUUAACUUCGCCAGCCCAGAUACGACCAUCUACCAGCUCUGGUAUAUCCGCGAAGCAAGCACGGCAAUCUACGUCGCGAAUCUCAUGUGCUGGUGGCCGCUCCUCCGCAAGGUCUUUGGCAGCGCCCUGUCGCAGUACAGCAGCAACUACCGGGCCAACGGAUACGAGGGCCCGUCGCAGCGCUCAGCCUUGCAGUCGCAUUCACACUCGCAGCAUCACGGCUCUGUUAAUGCCAGUCGGGCGUCAGCAAUCUUCACUGGCAAAGUCCGCGUGAAAGCGACCGAAUCCAGACGAGGGCGAUGGUGGAGGUCGGAGCCCACUGCCACAACCAAAGGCCUCAAAACCUCAGCCAGUCAAGAAGCGAUCAACACGGCGGAUCGGGUGGACUCGCCGGCUGAUAGACACGAAGGCGACGUGCCGCUGGAGAUAUGGCGCAAGGUGGAGUACAAUGUGGAACAGACGGCGCCAGGGCCAGGGCCAGGGCCAGGCAGUGCAGGGCCUUGA